CGGCACAUCACAUUUUUGCAGUGAAGUGAUGAUUUCAUUGCUUCACAUUUUUGCAGUGAAGCAAUGAAUGUGGAUGAGUCUUAUCACAUGUAUGAGUGGCAGGUCAGGUCUCUUCCACGACAACAGCCCACUAGCGUGAUACGUUGACGAGCUGUCGGUACCACACGCACACACAAGCCCGCCAUGGGGCCAUCAGAGAAACCUCCCAAUACAUAAUGAAGCUCACAUCAUACAAAUCACAUCAGAACUCAACAGACAAGUGGUGUGCAAACCGUCUUUCAGCUUUUGCGGAAACAAGACACGGAAAAAACUCAUUCAACAUGCGAAAGAAAGGUGGAUAUUUCUCUGCUGAUCUGUCAAGCAGGCAGCUGACGAAUAUAUGAAAAGAAAAUCACGCAGUAGUCAAAGCGUUCUCCCGGCUGGUCCUGAAUCCCCUCUUCCUGGUCUCCCUGCAUGGGGCUUUCAAUCGUCCCCCUCAUGUGCUAUCAAACCGUCGGAUUGUGAAGCACCGCGGUCUCCAGUUGUCUCCUCUUUCGGGGAACCAAGUCCACCACGGCUGUUUCUCCGUCGCUGGCGGCUUUCCGUCGGCUGUGUACCACUGAUAGUGAUUCUUCCACUGCCCGCUGAACUGGUGAAUGAGAAAGGCAUCGGGAUGGCUGCAGCGACGCGUCGCAUGCGAAUGCGGUUGGCCCGCUGCGAAUCGAUUGACACUCAGUAGCCGCACAUCGCCCACGACGCGGUCCUGUGGACGGGCUGUUGAAUGAGCCUCGAUGACCGUCUCCUUCCCCAUGCCGAAAAGAUACAUGUACUCGAGGAUGGCGUCCGUCCAUGUUAUCGGCCCAGUGAGGAAGACGGCGCUGGUGUCUGAGGCGCCGGCAGCCUUAAUUUCCUCCACUUUGUGCUUGAUCCGCAUCAGAGUCGUAAGGGGAAUAGCGUGUCGCGGUGCAAACGCGUAACUCCACUGCAUUUGCCAAAGGACAGCAGAGGGAGGGCAUGAGAAUGGGGAGUGUAAUGGUACCUGUGCGAACUCCAGCUUCCCGCCGUCAGCCUUUUCGACACCAAUCAAGCCUGCACAAACUCGCCGACUAACUCACAUGCCGUCUGCACAGUCAAGUCACUCUCACCUCUUGUGUUGCUGUCGCUCAGCAGCUCAUCCAGUGGCCGCCGACAGUGGAUAUCUGAGUCCAUGAAGAGCCCGCCACGGUCAUACACUAUCAAGUACGACCAAAAGUCCUGCUCAGACAGAGCAGCGAGAGGCCGUACAGGCUCAUGGUGGUGCUGGUCUGCUGACGACGAACCUUCUUUUCGAUGACGUUCUUGAAGAAGCCCCACACGUCAAGCAGUUCAGGAAACCCUUCUGUGACGUACUCGUCCAUCCCGCUGUCGUCGUAGACAUUGAAGUUCCAGCCAGGAUUCACCCUCUUGCACCUGGCGAGAUUCUCCCGCUGCCACUUCUUCAUGGUGUUCUUGUCUUUGACGGUCAGGAAGACCUGAAACAGACAAGCGGGCAGAUAGACGCGCAGACAGGCAGACGAUGAUGACAGUAACUGUUGCAGACGCACGCUCUGAGCCAUCCUUAUUAUUAGACACCUGCCGGGGUAUCGUGGUGCCAUUGCUGGAUGAACUGCUGGCGAUUGUCGCAUCAUCAUCAUCAAGAACAGCGCCAUGGAGAUGGCGGAGGAGGGCGGGCGGAGCGACAGAGGCCGGCUCUUGCAGGGGACACGCUACUUCAACUCGGUGGGCGAACCAAGUGAAGGCUGCGAAGGAGAAGAGCACGAGGCCGAGAAGCGCGGGAAGCAGCGACAU
Molecule: messenger RNA, 1806 nt
Organism: Vitrella brassicaformis
Lineage: Eukaryota; Vitrellaceae
Source: the annotation of a GenBank genome assembly